Molecule: messenger RNA, 1457 nt
Organism: Bolinopsis microptera
Lineage: Eukaryota; Metazoa; Ctenophora; Tentaculata; Lobata; Bolinopsidae
Product: phospholipase ABHD3-like
Exons: 7
Coding region: 7-1128 (373 amino acids)
Biological process (GO): medium-chain fatty acid biosynthetic process; medium-chain fatty acid catabolic process
Molecular function (GO): acetylesterase activity; monoacylglycerol lipase activity
Source: RefSeq, a predicted model, not a curated record
AUAAAUAUGAUUAGGAAAUGGACGAAACCAACAUUGUAUGGAUCAGGUGCUUUUAGGCAUUUUCUCGAGAGCAGAAGUAAGCUGGUUCAAGAGAAGUAUUGCCCACCCCUGAUUUGUUUGAAUCCAGCCAUGCAGUUUUACGUCCGAACAAAAUACGAGAAGCCUCCACCUAUUCAAAUUGUCAAAGAAACACUUAAAUUGUCUGAUGGCGGUAUUGUUGCUUUUGACCAUUUCGCUAACAACAAAGGGUCUAAAGAUAAGGAUGAUUACAUUGUUGUUAUUUCUCCUGGUCUGCGUGAAACAACCCAUUCUGUGAAAAUACUCACUUUGGCAAAUUCCUUGUUGGUAAAUGGAUUUCCUAACGUCUUUGUUCUAAAUUCCAGAGCCUCUUGUUCGAUACCAAUGACGAGUAAAAUGAUGACUUUUGCAUGGGGAGAUGGCAAUCAUUUGAAUGAAAGUGUUGAAAACUUAGAAUCAAGGUUCCCUGGAAAGAAAAUAAUACUUGUGGGUGCCUGCCUAGGCGCUAUGAGUACAAUCGAUUACCUCAGCACUGAAGAAGCUAAUCGUCCUUCGAUAGCUGGAGCUGUGCUCCAUUCCUGCAAUUGGGAGCUUAAAGCUGAUGCCAUGAAAUGUUCAUCUGGCAUCAAUUAUCAAUUAUUCAAUAAAGGACUGGUUAUAGACACACUUCAUCGAAUUGAGAAAUCAUAUACUGAGGAAGAGAGAGAAUUAAAAGAAGAGUGGUAUCAAGAGAAGGGCAUUGACAUGGAAUAUUUGAGGAAGUCUAAAAGUAUAUGGGAUAUCGAAGAGCGUUUUGUGGCACCCCUGAUAGGAGUGUCCGGUGCAGACGAAUAUUAUCAAAAGGUAUCCCCAGUAAACAAGUGUCACAAAGUAAAGAAACCAGUGGUAGUGAUAAACUCACGUGACGAUUUCAUGGCCCCUUUUGAUCACUAUAAGCUACCAGAGUUCGUGAAGAACCCAAAUCUUGUGCUCUGGAGCACCGCUGCUGGAGGUCACGUGUGUUUUGUGGACGGUUUGUUUCCUGUAACAAACUAUCUGGAUAAAGCAGUGCCCGAGUGUGCAAAAUUAAUGUGUGACUUUGUUGAGGAGGGUGAUGAUGCGGAUAAGUAAGAGCUCCUCAGUUUUCCCCUUUUCGGGAGACAGUGCCACCUAUUUUGUGUGGAGCUAGACACCCGGUGACCACAGAAGAUGGAAAAACACUCGAAUACAGGCCUUUUACAUGAACUUUAGGAUUUUUAGGCGUGACACGAUUGAAUUUGUGUAUUUUACAAGUUUAAACUUAAACUUUAUAAGUUUGUGAUUGAUUGAAGGAUGAAGCACUACUUACCUUGAUUUGUAAUUUAUGCUUCCUUUUUAUCUGCAUGGUCUGCAAAGAAUAAUGUGUCAGUAUUAUCCUAAUAUGAUAUAAAUGUUAAAGUUUUUAUAAUUAUUUGUAUAUG